GUGCGGACCGCUGUUCCGUGAGGGUGUGGAGUGCGUGCUCCUGCCACACAUUGCACCACGCGCUGACCGAGUGGCGUGGCGUUGCUCUCUCCUGACGCUACCACUACAACCACGUGUCACCUUCACCAUUACACCUUCAUGUGGGACUGUCACCAUAUCGCAGGAACAAAUGAACAGUGAAUUGAUGAAAGAUGUAAUAACACGAAUAAACUAACGAACGAUACAAAAAAAAAGGAACACGGUGCUCUCCCCAACCCCCUUUAAAAAAAAAAGUGACCGAAGUAGAACGAAACUAAAAGCAAAAGUCUUCAUUUAUUUCGAUCGCGACAAGAACAGAACGUGUAGAAGGAAUAUAGAAAGAUAUAACAGAGGGGAAAAAGCACACACAAAAAGGAAGAGUGAGUUACAUAAAGGAAAAUAAAAAGAAAUCUCCGUCACACACACACACACACACACACACACACACACACACACACACACACACACACACACACAAUAAGACGAUCGGAGAACACAUUAACAAAAGAAAAAAAAGUGAAGAUUAUGUGAAAGAAAGCAAGAAAAUACAAUAAGAAAAAGAGAGAAAAAUAACGAUACAUAAACACAGGAAAGCCUCGUAAAAAAAAAAAAAAGAAAGAAAGAAAGAAAAAAGAGACAAAAAAAGCAAGGAUAAGAAGAAGCCACGCCCGCGUCUGUUAGGAGCGUGCUGAGCUCAGAUCACCACCACCACCACCACCAUCAACACCGCCGCCGCCGCCGUCACCCACACAUUCAACAGGAUCACCACCACCACCACCACCACCACUGCUUCCACCAGCGAAUGUAAACAAAGCAGACCAAACCCCAUUAAGAAGUUCCACAAGGUGACCUGAGCGAGCUAGGUCAAGCAAGGUCACAGGCAGCACCAGUCAGCAGCAUUACUAAGUGGUGAAAAUAGAUAAAUAAAGACUACAUACCAGUUAAUAGAAGAAGAAUAGUAAGACAGAUAAUAAAAAAGCUUAGAAGGACGAAGCUCUGAAAAAAAAGAAAGAAAUGUUAUAAAAAGGAAGAAUAAGGCAAGAAAAAACUUAGAAGCGUAGAAACUGGUUGUUACUUUUGUAUUAUUAUUUUCUGUCUCUCUCUCAUACACACACACACACACACACACACACACACACUUUUUUCUGACCUAAAGUGCGUAAGCCAACUAUUCAAGUGAGAGUGAAGAGGAAAGAGAGAAAAAAAAUCAAAUGUGAACAACUAACUGAGUGAAGGAGAACUAGUCAGCUCUCACUACACACGCACACACGGACAUUAUAAUCAUAGACCACUGAAUUCACAUAGACACAAGAUGAAGUAAAGAUAAAAACUGAGGCGGCAAGGGACAUAAAACCUCAGACAAAAGAACAUGAGGAGAAGGAGGAGGACAUGAUGCCAAAACACAGAGAUUCAACUUCGUGAGACAAAAACAAUGAAACUUUUUAGUCAACGAAGAAAGUAAGAAAGGAGGACAAGCAGGAGGGGGAAGAGGAGGAGAAGGAGGUGGAGGAGGAGGGAAGAGAAAGAGAAGGAGGAAGGAGAGAAAGAGGAAGAGGAAAGAAGAGAGGAGGAGGAGAAGGAGGAGGAGGAGGAGAAGUAGUGACCUGUAAACAACUUGAAGCCACACAAAGAAGAGAAAAUAAAGACGAUGGGAAAUAAAAAAAAAACAGAAAGUGAAAGGAAAAGAAAAUGACGAAAAAAGAAAAGGAAAGGAGGUGAACACAAGACAACACGCAGGAAAAACACAGAUAAAAAGAAAAGAGGUAAAAAGACAACAAAAAUAUCAACACGAGCAUUAACGGCGGCCAUGACAAUGAGAACAAGAAACAAAAGGCGAUCGUCAUGCGCAUACAGUCCCCACUCCAGCACCACAGGAAGCCCCCAAACCCCGCCCCUACUUGCCACCGCCCUACACGUGACUCCAGAACACCAAGAAGGGACGUCUACCCCCUGAGAGAGAGAGAGAGAGAGAGAGAGAGAGAGAGAGAGAGAGAGAAAUUGCACUGGAGUUAAGAAUUUAAGAUAUAAGACUUUGCUGUUUCUUCCAAAUUGCUCGAAGGCUUGAGAAAUAAAAGAUAAAGGAAAGAUAGAUGAAAAAAAAUUGAAAGGGGAAAAAUGUUAUAUAUUAUGAAUCACCAUGACGACCUGAAGGAACAGAAACAUUCCUAAGGCAGUGAAGGAAAAAAAAGGGAACACACACACACACACACACACACACACACACACACACACACACACACACACACACACACACACACACACACACGAGACUAAAAUGGAAAGAAAACAAACCAAUACUUUUUAAAGAACAUUGCGAUGGAAGGAAAGGUUUAAAAGAAAAAAAAAUAAGAUCAAAACUGUUGUAUAAAUGAAAAAUGACGAGUGACUAGACAAUACCAAGCAAGGAAGUGAAGGAACAUGAAACAAUUGGUAGUGGAAAGUGAAAUAAAAGAAAGUGAAUAGUGGAAAAUAAAUCUAUGUAAAAAAUGUACCACUAGGAGAAAUGCUUGUGAAAAAUAAAUAAAUGUAAAAAAAAAUGAUUGUACACAUCGUUCUUGUAUGUGACGUAGUGGAAAUAAAAUAAAAAAGAACAAAAAUCAAUAAUAAUGAUAAUAAUAAUAAUAAUAAUAAUAAUAAUAAUAAUACAAGUGGAAAAGAAAUUGUGUUUAUAGAAUCUGUGUCAGAAAAUACGAAAAAUAUAGAAAAGAAAGGAAAAAAUUAGUGUUCUGUUCGUGUAAGUGUGUCUAAUAUAAUAUGUGUUGAACCUUCGAACACACUCCUGAACCCUUAAAAGAAGCUCCGAAGCCUCGCCAGCCAUGACCAACAUUACAGAGCAACAGGAGGAGACUGACAUUAGCCUGGCGCAGAAGGUCCUUAUUGGUAUCGUUCUCUCGUUCGUCAUCUUCCUCUCCAUCUUCGGCAACGUGCUGGUGUGUCUCGCCGUGUACACAGACAGGAACCUUCGCAAGAUCGGCAACCUGUUCGUAGUGUCCCUGGCCAUCGCUGAUCUGUUCGUGGCCUGCGUGGUGAUGACCUUCGCCCUCGUCAACGACCUGCUGGGAUACUGGCCGUUUGGGAGCGAAUACUGUGACAUCUGGAUCGCCUUUGACGUGAUGUGCUCCACUGCUUCCAUCGUGAACCUGUGCGCCAUCAGCCUGGACCGGUACAUCCACAUCAAGGACCCGUUGCGGUAUGGACGGUGGAUGACGAAAAGGAUUGUAACCCUUAGCAUCGCCGGGAUAUGGGUUCUAAGCGCCCUUGUGUCCUUCUUGCCCAUCAGUCUCAAACUCCACAAGCCACACGCAGCAAGGGAUAAGGUGCAGCAGCAAGAGCAGGGCGGGGCGGGCGGAGACGCGGGCCAGCUGCAAUGUGCUCUAGAGCUGAGCAAGAUUUACGCUGUGGUGUCGUCUUGCAUCAGCUUCUUUCUCCCCUGUUGCGUCAUGCUCGCCAUCUACUCCCGCCUCUACCUUUACGCCAAGAGACAUGUGGAGUCCAUCAAGGCCCUCGUGCGUCCGGUCACCCUGGGGUCGCUGGAGGGGGACACGAGCCGCCGGAAGGUAGCAGCGCCCUGUCACGUGUCGGAAUCCAAGGCGGCGACCACUGUUGGGAUUAUCGUAGGAACAUUUCUGACUUGUUGGGUUCCUUUCUUCUGCGUCAACAUUGCUGCCGCCUUCUGCCAUGAGUGUAUCCCGGAGGUGGUGUUCAAGACACUCACCUGGUUCGGGUACACGAAUUCCUCCUUCAACCCCAUCAUCUACUCCAUCUUCAACCAAGAGUUCCGCGACGCCUUCAAGAGAAUUCUCACGUCCCGCUGCCGCCCCUGCCCCGAGUACUGCUGCUGCUGCUGCUGCCUAAAUGACCCUGCAGACGUCCCUUACUCCUCGUCCAGGCCGCCUUGCUCCUGCUCCCCCUGCUGCGGCGCCUCCUCGUCACCUUCCUCGUCGUUCUGCUGCUGUGCCCUGCUUAAGCCUCGCAGCAGCCGGCCAGGCCCGAGCGGCGUGGUAGUGGCCGGCAAGGGCCAGGCAGUGUCUCGCCACGUGGAGGUCACGAGACACAACCAUCAGAACGGCUCCUCCACCGCCCUCACUGAGUACACCGUCCUGGAGACCGCAACGCCAAAGUUCUCCCACGACCGCUCCAGGGCCUCGUCAGGGGAGCGCUGCCUCAUCCUGGAGCAGAUCUCAGCCAUCUGAACGCCUCCGCGAGGAAGACAACAUGGUGACUCAUGUUCCUCCUCCUCUGGGCGCUGACGCCGUGGGCCCCGGGCCGCGCGUACUGGCGUGUCUCCUUGUCUCGUGAUGGCGGAGGGAAAUCGAGCUUGGGAAGAGCUGUGUGUGUAUGUGUGUGUGUGUGUGUGUGUGUGUGUGUGUGUGUGUGUGUGUGUGUGCAGCGAGGCUCGUGGUACAUGUGUCCCACGCCCCGGUGCUUUCAAUGACCAGCAGCGUCCCUGUGUCCCUCAGUCACCUCGUGCAGCUGCCACGCCCGCGAGGUGCACGCCGCCCCUUGUGCAACACCGGGACGUGGCAAAGCAUCACCUAAUGUGAGAAAUGUAAUUACCUGUUAAUUCCAUGAGUGUGCUGCGCUGUGCCGUCGACAGGUGAGAGUCAUGUGCCGCUCUCCUCGCCCUCACGCUCCGCGGGGCUCAUGACGGUGCACGCUGAAAAAAUGUUGCAGGAAGCACGGCAAUGCGAGGACGAGGACGAGGACAAAGGGAAAAAGAUUAAGUUACAUACGAUUUCAUCACUUAUGACGUGAUGGACAGAAGUAAUUGAUUCCAAGGCGCUUCAAAAACUGGGUGGUAAUAUGGUGAUGGAGAACGAGCCACUCUGCUCCUCUGUCUCCUCCUCCCCCGACCCACUCCACCUUCCAACCCCGCCAUGGUGGAGGUGUUGAGUGCUGAGUGGUGCGCUCCAGACCAGCGGCGGCCAAGUAACAGGUGUGAGUUGGCGGACAAAACAGGUGUGCGGACCGAGGUUAAAGAGGCCAGUAUUCUUCUCAGGUGUGCGUUGGAGGCUGAAAUGGUCAUGGCUGUUGUUCCAUGUGUGUCACGUGUGUGUGUUUAUGUGUGUGUGUGUGUGUGUGUGUGUGUGUGUGUGUGUGUGUGUGUGUGUGUUGUGUGUGAGUGUUCGUACGUCCGCGACCUUAGAUAAGAUUUUACUGAUCUUUCACACACAAACACAAACACGCGCGCGCACCUUCGUUCAAGUGCGACACUAAUAAACACCUGCUCAAGUUCCAUUUCACCUGAUGACUCUCAGACCAGCUUAAUUGAAUCACCUGCCGAGAGCCCGUCGGUGCUGCUUCACCUGAAUCACCUGCCAAUGAAAAAACAGCAAAGAAAACACAAAACUGUUCUUUCAAAGCUCGUCCCAUCAUCUGAUCAUUUCAUACAAUUUUUUCAUUGAUCUCAGAAAGCGUUCUGAAAAAUCACGUGAUAUAUUUUCUUUCUCAAAUUCACGAAACCCUUCAGAAGCGCAGCCCAAUAACACGUAAGCUGAUUGGCUGUCAUCUGAUUGGUGGAACACGAUCAGCCCACCUUCUCGUUUGUGAUGAUGGUGAACGCAAGAUGGUGAGGGUGAUGAUGAUGAUAGUGACUCCUCAUGAUGGUGACAGUGAAGUGAACCUUUAAGAAAGAAAGACUGGAACAGAAAACAACACUAGUGACUUCGUUUCAAGGAUAAAGACAAUAAGGUGCUCGGAAGAGACAAAGAGAAAUAAAAGAUCAAUUGAAGGAGAAGGUUUCAUGUUAACGGGAAUUUUUGAAAGAGAAGACUUACGAGAAGAUGUUUUCGAGAGAAGCAGUGUGUUGUGUGUAGAAGAAACAAAGGUACAUAGUAAGGUGUUUGAGAAAAAGGUGGUACUUAUAGAGAAAGAGACAAAGGUAAAUCAGUACAAGGAAGUGUUUUCACGUGAGAGAUAAAGAACACACAGCAUCACACUACAGGAGAAGAAACGGAUCACGAAAACAAAUAACGAAGUAAAUAGAAGAUUAAGGAAUUAAGUAAAACAAAGAUGAAAAAGGCAAAGUGAAGUGUACUAAAAAUGAAUAAACGAAGUAAAAAAUAUGAAGUGUUAAGAAAUAUCGUUCAUAAAGCAACACACUUAAAAAAAAAAGAUAAAAUUGAGUGAAUAUAAAUGAGAGAACAGAAUGAGAAAAAGAGAAAAAAAAAGCAGCUGUAACAAGAAAUCAGCACAUCAAACACACAUCCUUUAUUCAUUCCAUUAUGUAGUCGAGUAUAAACACCUGGAAAUGUGACCCCGUUGGUAAUGAUCAAUCUUGGCCAGUGUGUUGUGUUGUGCUCUGUUGUGGUGUGCUGUGUGUCGGUUGUGUUCGUGUGUUGGCGGCACGAAACUAGUCAAUGAUGGUGUUGGUUAUGUUGCUGAUGGUGAUGGCAAUAGUAAUGGUGAUGAUGAUGAUGAAGAUGAUGUUGGGUGAUGACUAUGAUGGUGCUUCUGUAAUUUUCGUGGUGUGUGUGUGUGUGUGUGUGUGUGUGUGUGUGUGUGUGUGUGUGUGUGUGUGUGUGUGUGUGUGUGAGGCAAACAAUCCCCAUGCUAGUCAAGAUGAAUGUAAACAGUAAAAAGGACAUUUCCCAAAGACAAAAAGAAACACAGAAAAUCAAACACUGCGUUAUGGUUGCGUGUUGGCGACGACAUACGCACAAACACACCCCAAAAA
Molecule: messenger RNA, 6694 nt
Organism: Portunus trituberculatus (swimming crab)
Lineage: Eukaryota; Metazoa; Arthropoda; Malacostraca; Decapoda; Portunidae
Product: dopamine receptor 1-like
Biological process (GO): adenylate cyclase-activating adrenergic receptor signaling pathway
Cellular component (GO): membrane
Molecular function (GO): G protein-coupled receptor activity
Source: RefSeq, a predicted model, not a curated record